AUGACAUACGACACUGAUGGAGACAACAGCCCCAUCAAACUCGAUAUACGUUGUCUAGAGGAUGAUGACGAUGGUUAUCGUAAAGGCUUUUUCGAAAAAGGGUUGGGUGCGCUCUUAGCCGAUAAGUACUUUUUGCUUCUAUACGUGCCUAAGGAUGGAGCCAAAAUGCGAAUCGUACGACCUGCUAGUGACCCAUACCAUCGACAAAGGAUGAUCAAGAGGAUCAACGAAGCAAAAUCCAUCCCAUCCUUUUACUAUGCGUUGUCACAUCUUUGGGGCAUCUCAAAAGACAACCCACAAUCAUGGGAGGAAAUUGGCGACUACGUGGAUGACGAAGAUGGCCAACCUACAGCUCCUGUUUCGAUGCGAGCUGAAAAACGCACCACAUUACUUGCGCUACUCGAGGCACAUCCCGAUAGUUAUUGGUGGAUCGACGUCUUAUGUGCACGUUUUGAUACGCCCUUGGAUAUUAUGGGGGAUAUCUAUGCAUGUUGUCUUGAGUGCAUCGCCAUGAUUGAUUGUGUGCCUGGUCUGUUAUCACAUUUUCAUACCCAGAAGAAUAUGAGGGAGGAGCUCGUUGAUAUCGAAAACAAUCCAAGUCCAAAAGUUAUCAUGAACGGCAAACGUUUGUACGCAAAAUAUCCUCAGCUGCAUGCACAGUUGGAUCAGUUGCAGCAAAUUGAAUGGUGGAAGCGCGUUUGGACAUGGCAAGAGAUGGCUCUCCCUUAUGGUCCUGUGCGUCUUAUAGCAGAAAACGACGCUCAUCACUUUCAAACCAACACGUCUACGAUGGAUGAUUUAAUUAACAGCUUCAAGAACGCAUUCGAUAUUCUAUUUUAUCUUGAUAACGUGACUAAGCUUGCGGAGAAGAUUAUCGCUUUUAUGUUCGAGAUGUACCAAGCUAGAACUUUUAACAAACAUCGUACCGAGAAGAAGAGCCCAUCAAGAUUUCUCUUCUUAAUUAGGUCAUUGGCUUUAUCGGAUAGGCGCUGCGUGGAUCCUGUUGAUUACGUCUACGGUGUGCUUGGCAUGUUCCAGCUUAAAAUUCCAAGGAUGAACGAUCCAAAUGCAGUUUGGCAAAGAUUCCUGUCUGAGCUUGAGAAGUAUGUCGAGGAUAUGAAAAAUGACAAAUUCGAACACGACGGCCGUAAAUACAAAAUCUCUGCGGCCCAUGAUCGGGCAUACCGGAUAGAUUUACGGGAAGCUGAAAAUAUGUCUGAUGUGUACGGCGAACUACGCAUGUAUGAUUACGUUUAUAGUGAUAAUGAUAGUGAUAGCGAAUAA
Lichtheimia ornata is the source of this 1284-nucleotide messenger RNA. RefSeq lists its product as uncharacterized. The transcript has 3 exons. The coding region runs from base 1 to 1284 and encodes 427 amino acids. The record is from RefSeq and is a predicted model, not a curated record. Lineage: Eukaryota; Fungi; Mucoromycota; Mucoromycetes; Mucorales; Lichtheimiaceae.